Molecule: messenger RNA, 3143 nt
Organism: Hyaena hyaena (striped hyena)
Lineage: Eukaryota; Metazoa; Chordata; Mammalia; Carnivora; Hyaenidae
Gene: SAMD14
Product: sterile alpha motif domain containing 14
Exons: 10
Coding region: 280-1557 (425 amino acids)
Biological process (GO): neuron projection development; calcium-mediated signaling; actin filament organization
Cellular component (GO): cytoplasm; actin cytoskeleton; dendrite
Molecular function (GO): actin filament binding
Source: RefSeq, a predicted model, not a curated record
ACACGCGCGCGCGCACGGAGCAUCCUCCCGUCAGGGCUCUGGUCCAGCCCCGCCCGCGUCUCCCUCUCCCCGCAAACCCUCUCCUGCUCUCCCGCUCCCCCCUUCGCCUCCGGCUCCGGGACUCUCCGCGCCCGCCCCUCUCCCGGGAUGGAGCGGCUCGAGCCCGCCCGCAGCCCCCCGCGGCCGGGGUGACGGCCCCCCGCCCCUCCCCGCCUGGCCCGCGCCCCGAGCACCAUGGGCCCGAGGGGCUCCCGCGGCGCCGGACGCUGAAGAUGACGGAUGCGGGAGCUCCCUGGAGUCAUGGCUUCUUCAAAGCUACGAGAACCUGCGGAUGAGGUUUUUGACCUGGACUUGGCGGUGCCAGAGACCGUCAGACUGGACAGCAGUUUACACAAGGCCCGAGCCCAGCUCCUGGCCAAGGGCCGGAGACACCGGCCCUCCCGCUCCAGGCUUCGGGACAGCGCCAGCUCUGCAGAGGACGGCGAAGGCUCUGACGGGCCCGGAGGCAAGGUGACAGACGGCUGCGGGAGCCCCCUGCACCGGCUACGCUCGCCUUUGCACUCGGGCCCCGGGUCCCCUGGGGGGGGCUCCUUCUGCCUGGAGCCUCCGGGGUUGCGGCGCAGCCUGGACGAAGAUGAGCCGCCGCCCUCGCCGCUCACACGCUACCGGCCCCUGCACAACGCCGCCUCGCACGAGGGCCUGGCCGCCGCCUCCUGCUCGCCGCCGCGCUCCGCGCCCUCCUCGGACAGCUCGCCCAGCUUCGUGCGCCGCCACCCGCGCGCAGAGCCGCACAGCGAAGAUGACAGCCGGGAUGCCAGCCCACCCGAGCCCGCCAGCCCCACCAUCGGCCUGGAUAAGAAGACGCGUCGAAAGUUCCUGGACCUGGGGGUCACCUUACGCCGAGCAUCCACUAGCAAGAGCCGGAAGGACAAGGGCAGCAACCGCUUGUCCAUGGGCAGCAGGGAGUCAGUGGAGGGGUCCGGUGGCAGGUCAGGGGGCUCCCCGUUCCUGCCCUUUUCCUGGUUCACGGACAGCGGCAAAGGCUCGGCGUCCUCUGGGAGCACCACCUCCCCCGCCUGCUCUCCUAAACAUGAGGGCUUCAGCCCUAAGAAGUCAGCUUCUCAGGAAUCCACCCUGAGCGAUGACUCCACGCCCCCCAGCGGCAGCCCCAAGAUCCCAAGCGGUCCCCGGCAGGAGACUAAGUGCUCCUAUCCCUACCACACGCUAUCCCAGUCUUCGGAUGAGUUCCUGGAUGAGCCGCUCCCCACUGUCCACCACUGGACCAGUCAGCAGGUGAGCCAGUGGCUGCACAGCCUCAACCUGGAGCAGUACGCCGCCGAGUUCGAGGCGCGGCAGGUGGAUGGGCCCCAGCUCCUGCAGCUGGAUGGCAGCAAACUGAAGAGCCUGGGGCUCAGCAACUCACAUGACCGGGCGCUGGUGAAGCGCAAGGUGAAGGAGCUGGCGGCGGCCGCUGAAAAGGAGCGCAAAGCCCAGGAGAAGGCGGCGCGGCAGCGGGAGAAACUCCGGCGCAGGGAGCAGGAGACCAAGAAGAGCUAGGGGAGGGCAGGGGGCAGGCGCCGGCACCCAGGCGCUGGUGGCCGCCUGGCUCGGUGGGCACAGGCCUCAGUGAGGAGGCGGGGCCCGCGGGCCAAGCUUGGGCUGGCCUGGCCCCGCCCCGCACGCUCAGGGGGGUGCGUGCCCUCUCUCACCCUGUCACUCGGUCUGGACCCAGAUUCCCCCAGAAAGGGAGACCCCAGGAGAGGGCCCAGUAAUAAAUCCAAUUUUAAGGACUUGUUUGGCACACAGUCCCUAGGUGAGCUGGCAGGUUAUGGGCAGAGGGCAGACAGGUGGGGGCCGAACAAGUCUGGGAGACCUGAGGCCACCUGGGUCGGCCUGACCCUCCACCCUCGGGCCACGGCGGUGCUGGCCGGCCGUGAGCUAGGACACCUGCCUGCCCGCCUGCCUUCUAGAGGCCCUGAGACGGAGCCAGGGUCCCAGGCCUUGGAGAGGUAGGAGGCAUCUCAGCACGAGUCAGGGGGUAGAGAUGCCCCUCUCCAGCUCUCCGAGGUGGCAGUGUGCUGCUGGGACAGCUCUGUGCUCCCCAGGGAGGCCGGGCGGCACCGUAGCAAGUUGCAUUCAGGGUAGCCCCUCAGUCUGCACGCCUCAACGGGGAGAGCAGAGAAAGCGGCGUGGUCUUUUCGAGGCCUUCGGGGGCGGGCAGGGAGGAUAAAAGCUUCUCCUUCCCCUUCCCUGUCCUGUGGGUCCCAGUGGCUAGAGGACAUCCGUACUGAUCUGUCCCUCUGGGGCCCAUUCAAGGCCUGCUCUUUGACCUGCUCUCGAACACAGGGCACACUUCUGUUGCUCCCGCAGAGGACGCCUGAGGUCUCUCUGGGGACAGAGCAAACGUGGGAGCCGGGAGGGUGACAGAAUACCCCCACCAGUGCCUAGGUGGGACUGAACGGGGUGAAUCCUCCCCGCUAGCCAGGUAGAGAGGCACAAUCUGGGCACUUCCCCAUGAGCCGUGGGAAGGGCUCAUCGGCCCUCCCGCAUCUGCUUUGGUUCCUGCCUGGGCCUCCGUGGGUUCCAGAACUGGCGGGCAGUUCUGGCUCCCUGGGUCACAAGGAGGGGUGGGGCCGGGCCCAUGGGUAGGGGUGGGAUCCAUCCCAGCAGUGCAGGGAUGACAUCCAUCUGUCCUUAGAAGGUGGGGCUUUCAGGUGCAGCACUGGCCAGCAGCUAGCCCAGCUUCUGGAGGAGCGGCCAGUUACCGGUGGGGCCGGGGGGGGCCUCUGAUUAGGAGUCCCCCUCUGCCGCCGCCUGCCUGGAGUGGUGGACAGGACCCAGUGCAUGCCGACCCCCCUCAUUCCUGCUCGGGGCCCUCUGGCCUCGAGGCCGCCCAUGCUACAGCUGGGGUGCUGUCCCUGGGACUCAACCCUCGGCUCCUCUCUGCUGUCUGUGCAGGGAAAGGGGCUUCAGAGGGAGACGGAGAUCCGGGGGCACUGGCACCAUGUGCGCCUGUUGGAGGGGCUGGCGGGGAGGCUGGAAGGCACCCGGGGCCUUUGAAGCUAUCAGGAGCUAUAUGGGUGCCCACCUGCAUGUGAAGGGGGGGUGGGACUCAAUUUAUUUCAAUAAACACUUAUGAUGUG